ACACUACUUCGCGGUGGCGGCGGGUUUUGUUGUUGAGGCGGGAGAAUGGCAUUGGCAAAGGGCCUGAGGCCACUUCAGGUGGUGUCUGCGAUAUUGUUCGUGAGGAUCCUGUCAGUUUUCCUGGUACGGACGUGGUAUGUGCCAGAUGAAUACUGGCAGACAUUGGAAGUGGCCCACAAGCAUGCCUUUGGAUAUGGAGCCCUGACUUGGGAGUGGCAGAAAGGCAUACGAAGCUACUUGUAUCCCAGCUUGGUAGCUGUGCUGUACUACAUACUGAAAUUGACUGGACUGGAUUACCCAGAAGCUGUGAUUUUCCUGCCCCGGAUCUUACAAGCUAUCAUCAGUACCAUUGCCGACUACAGCUUCUACAAGUGGACAGGCCGCAAAUGGGCAUUAUUCCUAGUACUUACAUCUUGGUUCUGGUUCUAUACUUCCGGGAGGACACUGCUGCAGACCUUAGAAACCUGUUUAGUUGCCAUUGGACUGUCUAAAUUCCCAUUCAAGGGUGGCAAGACAGGAUAUUAUGACAAGGAAAGCAGUGCCUGGGUCUGGCUGGCUUGCAUAUCCGUGUUUGUGCGACCAACAUCUGCACCUCUCUGGGUAGUAUUGGCUGCUUACAACUUGUACACUACCAACCAAGGACGAUUGAGGCUUCUACUGCGCACUUAUUUGCCUAUUGGAUUAUUGUGCAGCACCGCAUUGGUGGCUCUCGACUCAUUCUUCCACGGCAGCCUCAUCGUGACCCCGUGGGAGUUCUUCCAGUACAAUGUUUUGCAAGACGUUGCCUCGUUCUAUGGACAACAUCCGUGGUAUUGGUACCUAACUCAAGGCUUGCCCGCCGUUCUGGGAGUGAAUAUAGUUCCGGUUCUCGCCGCUGUCGGGGCGGUGGCGCGGCGGCCGAGGGAAAAUGUCACCGGAGUGUUAUUGCUGGCUGCCGCUGUACUGCACGUCGCACUUUAUAGUCUGGUGCCCCACAAGGAGUUCCGUUUUGUCCUGCCGUUGCUGCCAAUACUAUUGUACCUCGCUCAGGAUGUGAUCGCUCCGUGGAGCAGGAAAGCUAAGAGAUGGCAGUUGUACCUGGUGUCCGGAUUCAUCCUCCUUGGCAAUGCUGCCCCGGCUGUUUACUUUGGCAACAUUCACCAAGCGGGCUCGCUGUCCGUGAUGCCGCUCCUGAGGGAGUCGCUGCCCCACAACCGGAGCUCCAUAGCAUUCCUGAUGCCGUGCCACUCUACACCGCUGUACAGUCACCUCCAUGUAAAUGUAACGACCCGUUACCUGAACUGCGACCCCCCGAAGCCGGGACAGACCUACGAGAGCGAAGCCUUCUUCAACAACCCCGCCAGCUGGUGGAGGAAGGAGUACUCCACCAGGCAGACACCCACCCUGGUGGUCCUGUUUGAUAAGCUGAAGGGACGGGUGGAAAAUCUGCUUAGUGGCUACAAGUUGGUACACGAAGUGCCUCACACUCAGUUCCCAGAAGGCGAGGUCGGGGAGAACAUACUAGUGUACCAGAAAGUGGAGAGGGACGCCCAGCCCAAGACAGCUUCCGACGAGGUCGUCUAAUGCCAGUGAUGUUAGUAAAUUAUACAGGCCACAGCACAUUAAUUCUGAAAAAAGACAAUAGUAGAUAUGGUUCUGGUCUAUGCUUUAGUUAAUUACCAUGACAAAUCACCUAGGUGUGUUUGGGUCAUUGCAACAGGAGAGCUCACAGUAUCAACAGAAUAUUGCACAGCGCCAUCUACUUUCUCUUUCACUCAUAGGUAGAUAGCACGGGGUAGACAAAGAUACUUAGUGAAGUGAUUAUACACCCAUACAAGAACGACAACGUCGUAAGACUUCGUUCAUUAUUACUCAAUCCGGGGAGCUAACGACGCAACCGGGAACACAAUUGGAUGAUGAUAAGAACUAAUUGUCAAAAAGUCUACUGAGAUCUAUCAAUACACUAUUGCUCCAUUAUUUUGCAGAAUUGAUGCCAUUCACUCCCGCCGUGUAAAUCGUGCGUGGUUUCUCGUGCUGUUGUUUGUACUGACCAUUUUCCUUAAACGCCUCCAUUUGUCUUUGGAAUGCUAGCGUCAGGUUGGCAUUGGUUCUUAAUUAAAAAAAAAAAUCUUUUGAAUUGCCAGUUUUUAUUUUUUAAAAAAGGUUAACUUUUUUGAUAAGACGUGGACCCCUUAUAAAGUUUGUUAUGCUAUGACGAGGAAUUACUAAAAUUAGAUUUCGACAAAAACAUGCUUGUCACAAAUCUAGUUUUUUAUUAACUUCCUCUAUUUAUAUUUUAGAUUCCGCUAAAAUAUGCGUUAGCGUUCCAAAUAUUUGAUCCAUAUAAACUAUGCCAAAUAAGGCUUCCAUUAAAUUAAGAUUUGACGCGAACAAGACAGUGAAGUAUUUUUACAAUAGCGAUGGAAAACUAUUGAUAGAUAAAUGCCAAUAUAAUUUAGAUAAGUGUAAACUUACUCUGACUCUGCAAAGAGUUAUAAAUCAAACGAUACUAAUAACAAUAAAAUAGUAUAGUAUAUUCUUGACGUUUCGUCAAAAAGUAUACUGCAUUAUACUUUCAAUAGUUGAUGUUUCGGCAAAAUAUUUCUUUCGACAAAAUGAAUAUUUCAUUUUGUUAUUACUUACCGACUAUCAGACUAUGCAGCAUUUCAUGAUAACUUUUAAACAACUCUAGAUUUAAGGUUCGACGCAACGGGAUAUUCGCCCCGUUGAAAAUGUGUUCGGUAAAGUAAAUUUACAUUUUUGAAAUGUAUUUAUAAUUAUAUCGACUAUAUUUGUAUGGUGUAUCAUAUUUUGUGAGCAAUACGUCCUUGUAUACUAUUGUGACAGUUUAUAAAAAUUAAAAAAAAAAACAGUAUUUUAAGAAUUCUAAAUUAGUUUUUUUUUAAUACGCUAAAGCUCUUUAUUAAUAAGAAUCUGCUCGACACUUGUAUUAACGGAUUUUUGCAAUUAUUAAUUAACAAUAAAAUAAAAUGCGAGUGUAUUGAUACUUAAAGUCCAAGACGUAAAGUGCAAUAUCCAUUAUCUUCCCAUGUCUCUUAUGUAGAUAGAAAUAAUAUAAAUAUUGUCUACAUGUGUACAAGGACCAAAAUGGUUGUAUCUUGUAUGUACGUAAUUGCGCGUGUUAAAAAUAUUUGUUUAUAGUCUUAUCGCUUUUUGACCAGCGUUUCUUGACCUCUUCUUGUACAGGAUUUUAUAAAUAAAACAAGAUAAACAUCUAAAACAUUGAUGACAUUUAUUUUCAAAAUUGGAUACAAGGUAUCACUUAUUGACGUAAGAUCAUUUAAAUCUAUAACUACUACCUCUUCCAAAGCGCAUGUGUAGAAGAAGCAGCAUGACCACUGCGUAUAUAGAUUAAAUUUUCUUAACAAGACUUUAUGAUAAAAGUUACUCAAAAUUCUAAAACGAGACCAAGAAACGUUGGCAACAAAUUUUCUUUGCUGUAAAUCCAUGACUGAGCUUCUAUUAGCGAGUACAAACUUUUUUUAAUAGUGCACACUUGCCAAAGUUAGUAUUUAUGAAGACUAACAAUAACUAAUGUGUCACGUGUCUAUUACCCAACUGAGAAGAGGAGGGUAUUGUUUUUCAACUACUAUCCUAUUGCUACCACCGAAAAUGUAAUAAAAAUUAGUAAUUUUUUGACAAGUUCCAGUUUGAAAGCAGAGUUGGAACAAAUUGACCUAUGAGAUUGUUAUUGAGAAUUUUUUUUUUAAAUCUUUAUAUAAUUUAACUGUUUUUUUUUUUCAUAUAAGCGAUGAAUAAUGUUUGAACUAUUAUAAUUUAACCAAGAUUGACACAGAUUGACGUAGGUAUAAUAUAUUCAUUUACAAACACUGCGACUAUGUUUGCUAUUGGUCAAUUUGUUCUGUGCCUGCGCUUUUAAUGGCUAGUCCUGGUGUAAUUAGUUUUGUAAGCGUUCUUUGUCUAGAAAUAUGCUGCAAGUAAUCUGCCAAAUAAUUAUCUACAAAGAAAUCCGUACUUGUUUUUAAUAACUACUUCAAAGAAAAACAAAGUGAGAAUAAAUCAUAUUGUUUUAUCUUCACAACAUAAAUUUUAUUUACAACAUAUGCAAACGCUUAUAAAACUAUGAAAUUAUAAUAUGAUUUUAUAUAAUUGUUUUGUGAACUUCAAUGAAUGAAUAUUGAUAUAUUUCUGAAUACAGUACCUCAAUCGACUUAGAUAAUUAGAAAUUAUAAUUUAUCUAUAUUUGCAAUAAAAUUUACUUAUUAUUUUUAAUGCAAUCUUUGUCGUAAGUAUGUAGGCUAUUUUUUUUAAGAUAAGGAAAUCUAUUGCCUUGCUCAAAAUGUAAAGACAAAUAUUUAAGAUCUCUGUGAAAUGUCUUUGUAAUAUCUAAUUUUUAUAUAUUUAGAGGGCAUUGAACAAAAGAAGACAAAGACUUGUUUCAGUGUUUCGGUGCCCGCUCGCCAUCAGGUGGGCCUUAUGCAUGUUCGACGAUUUUAUGUGAAAAAAUACAAAAAUAUGGAUUUUUACAUAGAACAACUCUUCAUAAGUUCAAUGUCCUCAUUAAAAUGCGUAGUUAGCGAGUUAUAUAUUUUUUUUUUAUUUUGAAUGAUCAAUAACAGUUAUUACAUAAGUAAAAUUUUAUACAAUUUGUAUGUAUUUUUGAUGGCAAAGAUAUUUUUAACUACUUAUGUUUGAGACUUAGAAGUAUUGUAAAUAAGCUCUUAAACGAAUGUCGUAAGGUUUACAAUUCAAUAUAAUAGAAAGGUUUACUCGCGCGUUUUAUAAAUUUGUGAGCAUUUUUAGGUAAAUAGUUAUGUUGUUUUUUUUUUUGAUAAGUUAAAUGAAAAUGUCUUCUAUAGAAAUGUAAAGUGUGAAUUUUAAUAAAGAUUUUAUUUUUAAAUACGACAAUA
Molecule: messenger RNA, 4871 nt
Organism: Amyelois transitella
Lineage: Eukaryota; Metazoa; Arthropoda; Insecta; Lepidoptera; Pyralidae
Gene: PIG-B
Product: GPI mannosyltransferase 3
Exons: 10
Coding region: 46-1563 (505 amino acids)
Biological process (GO): GPI anchor biosynthetic process
Cellular component (GO): endoplasmic reticulum membrane
Molecular function (GO): alpha-1,2-mannosyltransferase activity
Source: RefSeq, a predicted model, not a curated record